Jatropha curcas is the source of this 1576-nucleotide messenger RNA. RefSeq names its product calcineurin B-like protein 3. Lineage: Eukaryota; Viridiplantae; Streptophyta; Magnoliopsida; Malpighiales; Euphorbiaceae. Gene Ontology annotation, molecular function: calcium ion binding; kinase binding. Gene Ontology annotation, biological process: calcium-mediated signaling. The record is from RefSeq and is a predicted model, not a curated record.
AUACAUUGUUCGAUGUCGAUUUCUUUGAAUCCUUUCGUUCCUGUCGCUCCUCAGAAGUCCGAUCAGUUGCUCUCCUUCCUCUCUCCUCAGAAUAGUUGCUCUUCCUCCGUUUCGAGCUUCGACAGCUUCAUUCAGCUUCAGCGUUUCCGGCUGGGAUUCAGUUUAGGUCUGGGAUUUUGACUUCGAUUUGUUCUUCUGUGGGGACCGGCGAUUGAGUUAUGGUAAAACAAAAAUGAAACCCUAAAGCGAUUUCAGAUUCUGUAGUUUCCACUACUGGAGCAUUUCCCUCUGCUAUCCUUCGCUAAAAAACAUUCAAAGAGCCACAAAACAGACAUACCCGAGAGAUCACCCAGUAGGUGAAUUCGCUGAUCUCCUAUUGAAGGAAGAGAUACUAUUGGGUGCUUCUAUUUUACAAGUCUUGGAACUUCUUGUGCUUUGAGAAAAAGUGGGAAAUGGUUAACAGGUAUGGACUGUUUUGAUUUGUGUAGAAUAUCAUGUUGCAGUGCAUAGAGGGAUUUAUUGCUUCCCUAUUGCGGUGUUGCGAUCUUGAUUUAUACAAACAGUCAAGAGGCCUAGAAGAUCCUGAACGUCUUGCAAGGGAGACUGUGUCUUUUCUAACACUGUAUGCAGUCAGUGUGAGUGAAAUAGAGGCACUAUAUGAGCUUUUUAAGAAGAUCAGCAGUGCUGUGAUUGACGAUGGCCUAAUCAACAAGGAGGAGUUUCAAUUGGCAUUGUUCAAGACAAAUAAAAAAGAGAGCUUGUUUGCUGAUCGGGUCUUUGACUUGUUUGAUACCAAACACAAUGGGAUCCUAGGUUUUGAAGAGUUUGCUCGUGCCCUCUCUGUUUUUCAUCCAAAUGCCCCCAUCGAUGACAAGAUCGAGUUUUCUUUUCAACUGUAUGAUCUUAAACAACAAGGUUUCAUUGAAAGACAGGAGGUUAAACAAAUGGUAGUUGCUACUCUUGCUGAAUCUGGUAUGAACCUUUCAGAUGAUGUCAUUGAAAGCAUAAUUGAUAAGACGUUUGAAGAGGCUGACACAAAACAUGAUGGCAAGAUUGACAAGGAAGAGUGGAGAAGCCUUGUUAUACGACAUCCAUCGCUUCUGAAAAAUAUGACCCUUCAAUACCUUAAAGACAUUACUACCACAUUCCCAAGCUUUGUGUUCCACUCACAAGUUGAUGAUACUUGAACUCGAUAUUUGCCUUCAAGUGCAAUGAGAUUUGUUAAAUAUGGUUUGUUUCUUCAUGGAAGAUGUCCCUCGCACAAGUCAGAGGAGGGAGAGAAUUUCUACAAUUGUAUUGGUUGUCCUUUUGACAGUUCUUGGUUGUGUAUUUAUAUUCAAUAAUAAUUAAGCUUUUGUUUCCUUUUCUGUGUUUGGUCUGUUAUUUUUGUCUUCUAAUUAUGUAAUUUGUGUCAGAAGACUAUGGAUAAGAACAGACUAUCCACACAAGUGAGGUCAUGUUAAGUUUUGGAAGCUUAGCAUUUAUGCUUGUGAAUUACCGUUGCCCAUUUGCGAGUGCAUCAUGCUUGUAAUUUUAAGAGUCCUGUACAAAUCCAGAAAGAUGAAAGAUUGCCGUC